AUGGCUGGGGUACGUGGGCUGAGCCUGCUGCUGGCACUGUGGCUGCCUGUGGUCAGCGCCUCCGAGGCGGGCACUGUGAUCCGAAUCAACAAGGCAAUCCUGAACUACGUGUCGGAAUUCGGGAAAGUCCCUUUCCAAGAGGCCCUAAAGAUCAAUGACGAGCAUUUCCUGGACCAGAGUAGUGACGUGCUUCCGUCUGUCAGGGUCCGAUCACCCCCACCUAUUGUGCAGGGAAAGGGACUUUCACUUGGGGAAGCCGUCACGCUGUCGCUGAGCAGAGAGCUUGGCCCUCAGAAUGGGCAGCCUGGAGGGGGCGUCUCCCCUUGCCUGAGGGCGGCCAGCCAGCGGAGCCCUCAGAACCCCGCGCGGCUUGUGACUCCGGCACUGGGGCCGCCGGGCCUUGGCUUGGCUGCCCGGCUGGCCAGAGAGCUCGCCACCGCCUCACCUCACCGCCGCCUGCUGCAGCCUGGAUUCCCUUGUCGCCCUGCUUGCUGCAGGAUCCAGGUUUUGGAGGCCCACGUGUCCCGCCUCGGCCUGAAAUUCCUCCCCGAUUUUGGCAUUCGCCUGUGGGCAUCGGCCAAUUUCACCGUCAAGGUGUCCUGCAUCCCAGAGUCCCUGGAGCUGUCGCUGCCCGUGAAGUUGCUGUCUGACUUACGUGUGACCCAGAGUUCCAUUGGGACCCCCAAGAUCAGCAUCUCCACCUUCUUCCCAUACUUCGGCCAAGCCACCGUUCUUGAUGACAAUAAAAACCUCUCGCCCGCGCUGCUGAGCAUGGUGCAGAAGGACAUCAAGGCCAUCUUCAACAACAAGCUGAGCCUGAACGUCGCCAACCUGGUGGACGACAUCAAUAUCAACAUGGGCACCAUCAUCGGCCUCAACAACCUGAGUCCUGAGUCCCAAAUCUGCUACUAUGUGAUGAGCGAGCCCAACAUCACCAGUGAUUCCAUCUCCAUGAAUCUCAAUGCUGUUCUCUUCCUCCUGGGCAAACCGGUCAUGCUGCCCCACGACGGCCCCCACUUGGAGCUGCCAGAGCCUGAGAACAACAAGGAUGCGAUGGCCACGCUGACCCUGUCUCAGAACCUGUUUGACGCCAUCCUGAUGCUGCUGCAGAAGGCCGGAGCCUUCAACAUGGACAUCACGGGGCAGCUGAAAUCAGAGGACAACCCACUGAACACCUCAGCACUGAGCCAGUUCAUCCCUGAGAUGGCCGAGCAGUUCCCAGAGCCCAAGCCCGUGGUGCUCAGGGUGCGGAUGACUGUCACGCCCGUGGCCGUGUUCCAGAACAACAGCAUCACAGUGCGGCUGCAGCCCUUAGUGGAAGUCCUGGCCACGUCCUCCAACUCGGCCUUCCAGUCCCUCUUCUCCCUGAAUGUGGUGGUGAACCUGAGCCUUCAGCUCUCCGUGUCCAGGGCGAAGCUCUACGCGACCACAUCCGUGGUGGGGGACGUCUUCCUCGUGGUGGCCUCUUCCAACGUGGGCUCGGUCAACCUGGAUCACAUGCAAACGCUCAUGAACACCGUGUUCCAGAAAUCCCUGCUGGACCACAUCAACGCUCUCCUGGGCCAUGGCAUCUCCCUGCCCACGAUGGUCAACCUCCACUAUGUGAACACUGACGUCCAGAUCCGUGAGCACUACGUGCAGAUUUCCAGUGGACUCUCAUACCACCCUUGA
Molecule: messenger RNA, 1671 nt
Organism: Sciurus carolinensis (gray squirrel)
Lineage: Eukaryota; Metazoa; Chordata; Mammalia; Rodentia; Sciuridae
Gene: Bpifb2
Product: BPI fold containing family B member 2
Exons: 17
Coding region: 1-1671 (556 amino acids)
Molecular function (GO): lipid binding
Source: RefSeq, a predicted model, not a curated record